ACCGGGCUGUGGCGCAGCAGCGCCCCCUGCUGCUGCACCCUCCGUCCUGCACCAUUACACGGCAGCCACAGCCGCAGCAGCAGCAGCAGCGACAGCGUCUCUCCUGUCACCGCCGGGACUCCCUGUCCUCAGUGGCAGUGUUUACAGCAAUAUACCGUCACACACGACGACCAACGACCUGCAGACAAAAUGGUGAACUUCACUGUGGAUCAGAUCCGUGCCAUCAUGGACAAGAAGUCCAACAUCAGGAACAUGUCUGUGAUUGCCCACGUGGAUCAUGGGAAGUCCACGCUGACUGACUCACUGGUGUCCAAGGCAGGGAUCAUUGCCUCGUCCCGUGCCGGAGAGACCCGUUUCACAGACACGCGCAAAGACGAGCAGGAGCGCUGCAUCACCAUCAAAUCUACGGCCAUCUCCAUGUACUACGAGCUUGGAGAGAACGACUUGGCGUUUAUCAAGCAGAGCAAAGACGGAAACGGCUUCCUCAUCAACCUGAUCGAUUCUCCGGGUCACGUUGACUUCUCUUCUGAGGUCACUGCCGCCCUCAGGGUAACUGACGGAGCCCUAGUGGUGGUGGACUGUGUCUCGGGUGUGUGCGUGCAGACUGAGACUGUGCUGCGACAGGCCAUCGCUGAGCGCAUCAAACCGGUUCUGAUGAUGAACAAGAUGGACCGGGCCCUGCUCGAGCUGCAGCUGGAGCCAGAUGAGCUCUUCCAGACCUUCCAGCGUAUUGUGGAGAACGUCAACGUCAUUAUCUCCACCUAUGGAGAGGAUGAGGGAGGACCCAUGGGGAACAUCAUGAUUGACCCUGUUGUUGGUACAGUUGGGUUCGGCUCUGGCCUCCAUGGCUGGGCGUUCACCCUGAAGCAGUUUGCUGAGAUGUAUGUGGCAAAGUUCGCAGCUAAAGGAUAUGCUCAGUUGGGACCAGCAGAGAGGUGUAAGAAAGUGGAAGACAUGAUGAAGAAACUAUGGGGAGACAGAUAUUUUGAUCCAAGUGCCGGCAAAUUUAGUAAGACACCCACCGGUCCUGACGGUCAGAAACUUCCCCGCACCUUUUGCCAGCUUGUUUUGGACCCCAUCUUUAAGGUGUUUGAUGCCAUCAUGAACUUCAAAAAGGACGAGACAGCCAAGCUAAUUGAGAAGCUGGACGUCAAACUGGACUCAGAGGACAAGGAGAAGGAGGGGAAGCCGCUGCUGAAGGCUGUGAUGCGUCGCUGGCUGCCUGCUGGAGAGGCCCUGCUCCAGAUGAUCACCAUCCACCUGCCCUCUCCCGUCACUGCGCAGAAAUACCGCUGCGAGCUGCUCUAUGAAGGGCCCGGAGAUGACGAGGCUGCCAUGGGUAUUAAGAACUGUGAUCCCAAGGCUCCUCUGAUGAUGUACAUUUCCAAGAUGGUCCCAACCAGCGACAAGGGUCGUUUCUACGCCUUUGGCCGUGUGUUCUCUGGGUGUGUGUCCACUGGCCUGAAGGUGCGCAUCAUGGGGCCAAACUUCACCCCUGGCAAGAAAGAGGACCUCUACAUUAAACCCAUCCAGAGGACCAUUCUGAUGAUGGGCCGUUAUGUGGAGCCUAUUGAAGACGUCCCAUGUGGCAACAUCGUGGGUCUCGUUGGGGUAGACCAGUUUCUGGUCAAGACAGGGACCAUUACCACCUUUGAACAAGCCCACAACAUGAGGGUGAUGAAGUUCAGCGUGAGCCCUGUCGUGAGAGUUGCUGUGGAGGCCAAGAACCCUGCUGACCUGCCCAAGCUGGUGGAGGGUCUGAAGCGCCUGGCCAAGUCUGACCCCAUGGUGCAGUGUAUCAUUGAGGAGUCCGGGGAGCAUAUCAUCGCUGGGGCAGGAGAGCUGCACCUGGAGAUCUGCUUGAAAGACCUGGAGGAGGACCACGCCUGCAUUCCACUAAAGAAAUCAGACCCAGUUGUGUCUUACAGAGAGACAGUGAUGGAAGAGUCAGACCAGAUGUGUCUGUCCAAGUCCCCCAACAAGCACAAUCGUCUCUUCAUGAAGUCCCGUCCUUUCCCUGACGGCCUGGCUGAAGAUAUCGAGAAGGGGGAAGUCACCGCUCGGCAGGAGCUCAAGGCUCGUGCUCGCUACCUCGCUGACAAGUAUGAGUGGGAGGUGACAGAAGCCAGGAAGAUCUGGUGCUUCGGUCCAGAUGGAACCGGGCCCAACCUGCUAAUAGACAUGACAAAGGGAGUCCAGUACCUCAACGAGAUCAAGGACAGCGUGGUGGCUGGUUUCCAGUGGGCGACUAAAGAGGGUGCUCUAUGUGAGGAGAACAUGCGCGCAAUUCGCUUUGACAUUCAUGAUGUGACACUGCACGCGGACGCCAUCCACCGCGGUGGAGGACAGAUUAUUCCCACAGCGCGCAGGGUCCUGUACGCCUGCCAGCUCACCGCUCAGCCACGUCUCAUGGAGCCUGUUUACCUGGUGGAGAUUCAGUGCCCCGAGCAGGUGGUCGGCGGCAUCUACGGUGUGCUGAACAGGAAACGAGGUCACGUGUUUGAGGAAUCCCAAGUGAUGGGCACCCCCAUGUUUGUGGUGAAAGCCUACCUGCCUGUCAAUGAGUCCUUUGGGUUCACAGCUGACCUGCGCAGUAAUACUGGAGGCCAGGCCUUCCCUCAGUGUGUGUUUGACCACUGGCAGAUUCUCCAGGGAGACCCCAACGACCCCGCCAGCAGACCCUCCCAAGUUGUCGCUGAGAUUAGGAAACGCAAAGGGCUGAAAGAGGGAAUUCCCGCUCUCGACAACUACUUGGACAAAUUGUAAACGCUGACCCCCCUCGGAUUAAAAAAAUACCAAAUCAAUCUCUAAACCCUACCCCGUGGGCACUUUAAAAUCUUUGCACAGGCUUAAAGAUACAUCGCACAAAUUGUUUUGACUUUUGAGUCCGGAGCAGAAACAAAGCUUAAGCUUUCGUUGUAGGCUAGGUGAAGCAGUGAUGCUUUUUUUCAUUUCACAGCUACAGUACACCAAGUGCCUAGGGCAAGGGUUUUGGGGAACAAUUGGAUCAAAGCAGUUGUAUUAUCAAUUCUUUAUUUCUUCUAUUCCUCCACAUCAUCUCCUUUUCACCCCACUCAUCUGCCAGGAUGGGCCUGUACAGUGCACUGUGAUACUGCUGCAAUAAUGCAUAUUUAAAUGGGUCAUGGUGAGAUAGAACCAUGGAAAAACCACAAUAAAGUGUUACAGAAGUCAGACUCCCUGGACUGGACCUUUGUUCAGUGGAUGUAAUGAAUAAAAACAUUCAACUCAUGGUGAA
Lates calcarifer (barramundi perch) is the source of this 3256-nucleotide messenger RNA. RefSeq names its product elongation factor 2. Lineage: Eukaryota; Metazoa; Chordata; Actinopteri; Centropomidae. Gene Ontology annotation, cellular component: cytosol; ribonucleoprotein complex. The record is from RefSeq and is a predicted model, not a curated record. The transcript is spliced from 14 exons. Gene Ontology annotation, molecular function: GTPase activity; GTP binding; translation elongation factor activity. The coding region runs from base 190 to 2766 and encodes 858 amino acids. Gene Ontology annotation, biological process: translational elongation.